CGGCCAUGGCAAAGAAAGAACGCAUAGCGCAAAAGGCAGCAGCAGACGUGGAAAAAAAGACCAAACAGUCUGCUCAGAAGGAAGCGGAAGAGGCAGCGAAAUGGAGUGACGGAGCCAAAGACAGCAAAAAGAAGCAAUUGGAAGAAGAAAAGCGGCAAGAGGCUCUUGCCAGGAAGAAGGAGCGGGAAGCCAUGCUUGCCGCGGAAGAAAAGGAGCUGGCAUCGAUAAAGGCGCCUGUCAAGGGAUCUGCAAAGAAGGCUGCUCAGCGAUCAGAACGUGUUGAGCAAUAUGCUGCAGAUGCUCGAGCGGAUAUUCCAGAAUAUGCUGCUAGUGGCAUAGAUGCCGCUCUUGAUCUGAUGGAUGUCGCAGCGACGGGAGCCAAGGGAAAGUCCUCGGAUAAAAUAGAAAGGCAUCCAGAAAAAAGGAUGAAGAGUGCUUGGGCCGCAUUCGAGGAGAGGGAGAUGCCUAUCCUAAAGGCAGAGCAACCGGGUCUGCGACUAUCGCAGUACAAACAAGUUCUUCAGAAAAAAUGGAAAAAAUCGCCCGAAAAUCCAAUGAAUCAACAAACUAUAUCAUAUGAUGCCGCCCGGCAGGAAGAACGCGAAAUAAUUGCACAGACGGCCGAAAAGACUUUAGAAUCAAUGCGCGUUAAAUGAACGUGAAUUGAUGCAUCAUAUUCAAAUCCCAGCAUUGACAUCACUAUCUUUGACUAGUCGUAAAUAACCCAGCUUUUGGAGCUAGUAAAAAUAACAUAUGUAGAUAUUAAGGGUCACCGUAUCGCUGAGGCAUCCGCGAAUACGCAACAUUGUACAACGGAUCUACGUUGGCGAGGAACGCAUCGAUUUGAUGAAUUUCAACGACUAUGAACCCCUAAAGUCCUUAGUUCUCUCAUGUAGUUAGAGCUUGUGAGAAAAAUAGCGGUGCAGCAUCAAGAAUUGUGCUAAUUGGAUGUUGAAGAGGUUCAUCCAACCACAGGUUAAACACUAAACUUUUGAUUGAGUAGCUUACGUAAUGCAUCUGGCCAGUUUCUCCGUCUCUUUCGUCUUUCUGUUUACGGGCUUUUGCC
This is a messenger RNA of Spizellomyces punctatus DAOM BR117, 1066 nucleotides long. RefSeq lists its product as uncharacterized. The record is from RefSeq and is a predicted model, not a curated record. The transcript has 5 exons. Gene Ontology annotation, molecular function: transcription coactivator activity. NCBI's taxonomy places the organism in Eukaryota, Fungi, Chytridiomycota, Chytridiomycetes, Spizellomycetales, Spizellomycetaceae. Gene Ontology annotation, biological process: transcription by RNA polymerase II. Gene Ontology annotation, cellular component: nucleus. Bases 6 to 656 code for a protein of 216 amino acids.